UAAACUGUCACACUAAAUAAAGUUUAUCAAUUGACCUUUCUUCGUCGUCAUCCGGGCGCUUACAGACAUCACAUAGCGCAUGCGCAGUUCGCCUCUGUGGUUCGACCUCUGCAGUCGACAGAUCCCGGGCUUCAGACUGAUUUGACCACAGCGGUACUAACUACCUACACAACAAGAUGUAUGCCUGCGCAAAGUUUGUCUCCACGCCGGCUUUGGUCCGUGCUGGAUCCCGGGCUCUGUACAGACCCAUCUCUGCUUCUGUGCUGUCUCGACCAGAUGUCCAAACAGAGAAGAGUGCAGUUGUGCUGCCACAGAGCCCUCUCUCCCAGGUCACACUGAGGAGCUUUCAGACCAGUGCUGUGAGCAGGGACAUCGACACCGCAGCCAAGUUUAUUGGUGCUGGAGCCGCCACAGUUGGAGUAGCUGGAUCUGGAGCUGGUAUCGGUACAGUCUUCGGCAGUCUCAUUAUUGGCUAUGCUAGGAACCCAUCUUUGAAGCAACAGCUUUUCUCUUAUGCCAUCCUGGGAUUUGCCCUGUCUGAAGCUAUGGGACUGUUCUGUUUGAUGGUUGCUUUCCUUAUCCUGUUUGCAAUGUAAAAUUAUGCUUCCUUUGAAUACAGAUGUAACUACAUAUUUUAUUGUGGCUACCAAUUUGUUCUUUGUUGGUGUCAUGAAAAUGUACAUUUUCAGGUCUUUCAGACACUGUUAAAAUAAGCAAACAUGUAUUGUACAAAUGUAAGACAUCAUGUUAUUAAAAUACAUGUAUUUGA
This is a messenger RNA of Boleophthalmus pectinirostris (great blue-spotted mudskipper), 769 nucleotides long. It is a transcript of the gene atp5mc3a, whose product is annotated as ATP synthase membrane subunit c locus 3a. Gene Ontology annotation, molecular function: proton transmembrane transporter activity. Gene Ontology annotation, biological process: proton transmembrane transport; proton motive force-driven ATP synthesis. The transcript is spliced from 5 exons. NCBI's taxonomy places the organism in Eukaryota, Metazoa, Chordata, Actinopteri, Gobiiformes, Gobiidae. The record is from RefSeq and is a predicted model, not a curated record. Bases 177 to 596 code for a protein of 139 amino acids.